GGAGGAGGGGGGAAGAAUAGAGAGGGAAGAGAACAGGGAGAGUAGGAUAGAGGGGAGAGAAGGACGGAGAGGAAAAUAGAAGUGGAAAAGGAGGGGGAGAGAAGAGAGGUAGUGGAAAGGGAGGAGAAAGAGUGAGAGGGUGUGAGAGUAGGAGAAAGAGGGAGUGAGAAGAGAGAGAGAGAGUGAGUGAAAGGGAGGAGAGUGAAAUAAAUUGAGGGAGAGAGGGAAGAGUGAGAGGAGAAAGAGUUAGGGAGGAGUGAGUGAGUGAGCAGAGGAAGAAGAGUAGGAAAGAGAGAGAGGAGAGUGAAAGAAAGAGGGAGGGGAGUGAGCGAGGGAAUGACAGACGUUUGAGGGAGGAGACAGAUAGGGGGAGGGAAUUGCUAAGAAAGGAGAGGGAGCAGGGGCAAAUGAGGAUGGUGAGCAGGUGAAGGUUGUGAUGGUGUGAGAGGGAGGAGGGCAAGGGAGUGAAAAGGAGGGCCACGAGUGCGAGGCGGAGGGAAAAGGAGUGAGGCCUACACCACGAGUGGAGAAGGAAUAAAGGCAGUGAGAAAGUUUGUGAAAAGUGGUGUGCCUGAGGCGAAGAGGAGCAAUGCGAUUGCAAUCAAACCCCGCUUAGAGUGAGAUUUCGCCUGGGAUAUUUCGGCAGCUGUCAACGGAGAGUGAUCCAUUAGCCUGCAUUUUUCAAUUUUUUUUUUUUUUUUUUUUGUGAAAGACUCACUGGUUUAUUGAUUAACCUCCCUUCCUUGGCUCCAGAAGAUUUGUCUGGACAAAUCUCAAGCGGCAGUGGUCAACCGAUACGCUGCGAGCAUUCAGGCUCUGCUUUGUUGAAAGGUGCGACGUUGCCCCACCCCCCCCCCCCCCCCGUUGUGUCGGACUGUGAGCAAAGAUGAUUAAAUACUGGGGCGAGAUACCGGUGUCCUCCUCCCAGCCCGGCCGCAGCUCCUUCGACCUGCUGCAGCGGGAGUUCCGAACGGUGGAGAUUCAAGACCCUCCCCUGCACCAGCCGUCUGCCGAGCGGCCCCGUCCGACCACCAUGCUGGACGUGCCGUCCGAGCCCUGCGGCCUAACCCUGCACACUAUCCAGCUGAUACAGUACAACCGCAGGCUGCGCAGCCUGGUGGCAGCUGCCCAGGGACAGGGACAGCCCCAGGCCGACGGGCUGAAGGCCGAGGAGCCAGAGCCCCUGCCGCCGCCCCCCACCUCCCCGCUGCUGCCCGAGGAGCUGCUGCCCCUCGACAGCAAGACGCCAAAGUUCCCCUUCCAGCUGAGGCACAGUGACCCAGAGAGCGACUUCUACAGGGGGAAAGGCGAGCCGGUGACGGAACUGAGCUGGACAUCCUGCCGGCAGCUCCUGUACCAGUCGGUGGCCACGGUCUUGGCCCACGCGGGGUUCGAGUGCGCCCACGAGAGCGUGCUGGAGACGCUGACGGACGUGGCCAGCGAGUACUACUACAAGUUCACGCGGCUCCUGCGCUCGGCCGCCGACAGGGAGGCGCGGGUGGGCCGCACCCCCUUCCAGGACGUGAUGGAGCAGGUGUUCCACGAGAUGGGCAUCGGCAGCGUGCUGUCCCUCCAGAGCUUCUGGCAGCACCGCAUCAAGGACUACCACAGCUACAUGCUCCAGGUGAGCAAGCAACUGGCUGAAGAGUAUGAGAAACUGGUCAGUCCGGAGAAAGCCUCUGCCGAGGACACCAAACCAUUGAAGAUAAAGGAGGAACCGCUGAGCGACAUUGCUUUCCCCGUCAACGAAGAGAACGAAGCUGAUCUUCCCACAGGCGAGCAGGCCUUGCAGCUUGGAGUUCUGGCACAGGCUCAUGAACGCUAUGCCGCCACACUCGAGGUUGAUGCGUCUCCUCAGACAUCAGGCCCCGAGGUCAGCAGCUCUCCUCUGUGGAACCUGACCCAAGUUAAGAUGGAGCCCCAGGAGAGCGAGGAAGGCAGCGGCCCCCCCCACGGCGUUUUGGGCAACGACGUGUUCGAGGAGCCGAUGUCGGCCAUGAGUGACUCUGGCAUCCCGCAGACCCCCAACACCACCGGCUCAGACGGCAGCUACAUCUCCCACUCGCCCGACAGCCUCAUGGCCUCUUCCCCCGUCUUUAAUCAGCGACCGAAGAAAAGGCAAAGGAAGGUGUGAAUACUAACCAACCACCCCGUGCUCCAUUUUUAUAGUCCUUACUGCUUUGUUCUUUUUUUUUUUUUUUCUCCCCCUCUCUUUAAUAAUGUUAAUACGACACAUUCUCUCAUCAGAAUUGAGAUGUCACCACUUGCCGUUUGCCGAUGGAUUCUAACAAGAAUCAAAGCAAGAAUCAAGGCACUGCUUCACCAGCUGGUGGUUCCUUUGAGUUUAUUGAACUUGCCGAGGAAGACAAAGACACACAGGAGGGAGAAUGUGGAAACGGAUUGUGGAAACGCCUUCUCUGAGAAGGAGACGAGCCUCUCGGGUGAGACCAACGUUCAGAGCUGGUGUUCCCUGGCAUCGACGGUCGGACACAUCCGCUGCCUACAAUUUAUAAUUUUCUUCAGGCCGACUGCUUCAUAAAUGAUCAUUGGCCCUAUAGUGAAAUGCUUGAGCAGCGAUUUGUGGCUUUCUUUCACCGUGGACACUACGGUAGGCUGACAAUUAUCACAAAGCUCAGAGCGCUUAAAUCAGGAGCCAGAUCAAAAACCCGUGUGGCUUUUGAAUGGGGUCUGGGUUUAGGCUAUGAUUUUUAAACAAAAUAAUGAUGUUGCAAUUACGCAGAACGCUCAUUAGCCUGUCUUCAUUUGUCCAUGCUUCAAGGUUUCACGGAACAGUCUGUAUCUGAAAUGUCAAACUGCUGACACCUGCACUGAACAUUAGUACCGUUCUUCAUUCUUCUUGCUUAUCAUUCAUCCUUAUUUGAACUCCAGCCCACUGUUCCUGCCUGCUCAUCAUUUACACAG
Messenger RNA from Leucoraja erinaceus (little skate), 2922 nucleotides. RefSeq names its product SPT7 like, STAGA complex subunit gamma (gene supt7l). The record is from RefSeq and is a predicted model, not a curated record. Gene Ontology annotation, molecular function: transcription coactivator activity; protein heterodimerization activity. The coding region runs from base 887 to 2134 and encodes 415 amino acids. The transcript is spliced from 5 exons. NCBI's taxonomy places the organism in Eukaryota, Metazoa, Chordata, Chondrichthyes, Rajiformes, Rajidae. Gene Ontology annotation, cellular component: SAGA complex.